Molecule: messenger RNA, 870 nt
Organism: Pyricularia oryzae 70-15
Lineage: Eukaryota; Fungi; Ascomycota; Sordariomycetes; Magnaporthales; Pyriculariaceae
Exons: 2
Coding region: 1-870 (289 amino acids)
Source: RefSeq, a predicted model, not a curated record
AUGGCCACAACUACCGUUGUUACCUCGGCGUCCAAGACGGGCCUCAAUGACGACAAUGUCCUCUUUGGUGCAAACCAGACAGAAGUCCACCGUCUUGACAUGCAACACCAAUGCAUACACGACGCCAAUCCCACGUUUGUCUACGCCCCCUUGGACCUGUCAAAGGGAGGGUACAAAAUCUUGGAUCAGGCAACGGGAAGCGGCAUCUGGAUCCGCGAGGCCCGCGCCGCAGCAGGCGCAGACAACGAAUGGGUGGGCAGCGACAUCGAGGACCAGUACUUCCCGACGGACCCGCCGGCCGACACCACGUACAGGCACCAGUCCAUGACGGAGCCGUGGCCCGAGCACUGGCGCGGGUACUUUGACCUGGUGCACUCGCGCAUGGCCCUGCCCGGCGUCGGCGUCUUCCCGCUCGCGACGGCGGUCAAGAACCUCAUCUCGCUGAUCAGGCCCGGCGGCUGGAUCCAGCUGGUCGAGGUGGAGUGGAACGACUGGCGGAUGGGGCCCGAGGGCACCGUGUUCCGCGACGCCAUCAGGGGCCUCUUUGCGGCCGUCACCGGCGGCCAGGGGGUCGACCUGCGCGAGAGGCUGAUCCCCAUGCUUGAGGAGGCCGGGCUGGUGGGCAUCGGCUACAAGGUCAUAGUGACGCCCUUUGGUGCCCGUGCGAGCGAAAGGAUCCGCGCCACCAGCGAGGCGAGCUUGUUUGCGACGGCGAUGGGGGUCAGCACCACGACGAGGAUGCUGCCGCCUAUUGGUGUUUCGCGCGAGCAGCUUGAUGUCAUGCCGGAGAGGGUGCUGGCUGAGGCAAAGAGGGAGGGUUGGGAGUCUCGGCAUUUUGUCUUGUGGGCGCAAAAGCCUCUUGCAGAGUAG